Messenger RNA from Rana temporaria (common frog), 2200 nucleotides. Its product is annotated as zinc finger protein 2 homolog. NCBI's taxonomy places the organism in Eukaryota, Metazoa, Chordata, Amphibia, Anura, Ranidae. The transcript is spliced from 5 exons. Bases 60 to 2102 code for a protein of 680 amino acids. The record is from RefSeq and is a predicted model, not a curated record. Gene Ontology annotation, biological process: regulation of cytokine production; regulation of immune system process; negative regulation of transcription by RNA polymerase II.
AUUUGUCUUCAAGUGCGCCUGCGCGGGUGUCUAGCGCGUGUGUGUGUUGUGAUGGUUAGAUGGAAGCCGCUGUGACAGUAAGGGAAGAGGGGGAUGGGGACACUCCAGGGACACUUCAGGUUUAUCUGAAUAAAAAUGUAGUAACAAUUCAACCUGAAGAUAGUCGGACGUACAAGGAGCACCCUGAAAUCCCAAUGGAAAUGAAGAGUGACGAGAGUCAUAUGACUGAACAAAUUCUACAGCUCACUCUGCAGAUCAUCUACCUGCUGACUGGAGAGGACUACAUGGUGGUGAAGAAGAUCUCUGGUGACAUUGCGACAUCCACCCGUCGCCCCAAUGAAAAACCACAUCCUCCCUCUCGGAUACCUGAGAGAAAUAGCAAGAAAGUACUAGAGGUCAUCAACAAGAUGGCUGCGCUGCUGACCCGCGAGGCGGAAGAUGUUUCGGAGAAUGUCCACCAUCAUGAUGGAGAUCGCUGUGAUGGCGACCCACGCUCGUUGGAUGACUGUGAACCCGGAAGCUUGACACUGUUACCCAUUUCAGAAGCCUCCAAUGUUUUUGUAAGACGAUAUACAAAAAUUUUUGAUAAAGAAGGACUGUUGAUUGAAUGUAAGUCACAAAAUAAUACAACAGAAGCAGCAGCCAGUACCGGAAAUUGCAGAGGUCUGACCCUAACAAAUAAGCAGACGGACACUGUUGGCACUCAAAGUGGACAUGAUCUCAACUCGCGUCAAGGUGGACAACCAGAAGCCACAAAGGGAACGCAGACUGAGUGGCCAUCUACUUACAUUUUGAUGUACAACACAAAUGCUUUAAAUAUUCAAACGCCAGUUACUGAGAUCAACACGGCUGUUAAGGCUUUUGACAAAAAGUUGGCCAAUUUUUUGGGACAAGAAACGCGCAUGAAUCCCUCGCCAACCCCAAAAUCUUUGACUGGUCGCUCUAGCAAUCCGCAGUGGACUUGUGUCGACUGCGAGAAAACAUUUGCUUGUAAAUCGCAUCUUACAAAGCAUCAACAAAUGCACAAAGAAAUCUCUUCAAAAACUUUUUCCAGUUUCACAAAUCUUGAUGGCCAUCAACGAGACAAUACGUGUUGGGUCGACUCCAUUGAUUCUGAUUCACAAGAUCCAAGUUCCCAAAGAACGCACAACGAAGAGAGAGUAGGCCCGUCUUCAGAUUCCAUAAAAAAUGUUGGUGGUACUUCCAAUCUUGCUGAACGCGAAGUCGACAUUCGGGACCGCCAAGCUGGGAGCUCCCAUAAUGGUGAACGUCAAGUGGACAACUCGGAAGGUUUUUUGGACUGCGGGCAGAACUUAGUCUGUAGCUCUGGCCUUGAUGAUGGACACCAAUUGGUCAACCAAGAAGACCGUGGAAAAGAUUUUUCUUACAAAUUGGACCGAAAAAUUCACAGCGGCGAAAAGCUUUUCCUUUGUUCAGAAUGUGGGAAGCGUUUCAGUCUAAAGUCGGCUCUCUUGAGGCACCAGAUGAUUCACACUGGGGAAAAGCCCUUUGCUUGUACGAUGUGCGGGAAAUGCUUCAAUCAACACUCUCAUUACAUCAGACACCAAUUGAGCCAUAGUGGCAAAAAGCCAUUUACCUGCGUGGAUUGCGGCAAAAGCUUUAUUCAAAAAUCAGACCUUGUGAAGCAUCAACAGGGACAUAAAGGAAUUAAAUUGUCUUGUCCGGUAUGCAGGAAAGAAUUCUGCUCAAAAAUGUUCCUUGUCAAGCAUCAGAAAAGUCACAGAGAGUCCAACAGGGCAGUCUGUCCCGAAUGUGGGAAAGGUUUUUCCCAGAAGUCUGCACUUGUGGCUCACCAGAGGAUCCAUACAGGGGAGAAACCAUUUUCCUGUAACGACUGCGGGAAAUUAUUCAAUCGCAAGUCGCUUCUAGUGAGACAUCGGAGGAUCCACACGGGGGAGAAGCCUUUUUCGUGCCGAGAGUGCGGGAAAAGUUUCACUCGUACCACAAAUCUCAUCACACAUCAGAGGGCUCACUUGGGGGAGAAGCCUUACUCUUGUUCUAAGUGUGCCAAAUCUUUCAACAAUAACGCCACUCUUCUUAAACAUCAGAAAACCCAUGGAGAGGGUAUCGAAAUUUUGUAAAUGAUAUUGCAACUCCACCCAAUAUGUUCUGAUCCUGUUUAACCACUUACCCCCCCGGACCAUAUUGCUGCCCAAAGACCAGAGUACUUUUUGCGAUU